This is a messenger RNA of Chenopodium quinoa (quinoa), 2339 nucleotides long. RefSeq lists its product as uncharacterized. The record is from RefSeq and is a predicted model, not a curated record. Gene Ontology annotation, cellular component: mediator complex; transcription regulator complex. Lineage: Eukaryota; Viridiplantae; Streptophyta; Magnoliopsida; Caryophyllales; Amaranthaceae. The transcript has 11 exons. Bases 974 to 2146 code for a protein of 390 amino acids. Gene Ontology annotation, biological process: positive regulation of transcription by RNA polymerase II.
CCCUCAAAUUCACCCCUGACUUAAAUCCUACCCCCGAAACCACCAUAAACCACCACAGCCGCCGAGAACCCUUCUCUUACCGCCGAAAACCCUUGAAACCUCCAUCCAAGCACCGAAAAACACCACACAACCUCCCUAACCACCCCGAAAGACCCUACCUUACCUCCAUAACCACCCGAAAUCUCCCUUUAUUUAACACCUUAGAAACCGCCGAAACCCUCAACGGCCCACAGUUUCCCUGGUGGGAAGAUGUCGGCUGACCGUUUUCGGAGGCUAAGGAGGGCAGCCUACCGGUUUUGGUGGUGGAUGGGGUAAAGGCUAGGGUUUCACGGUGUUAGGUUGGUGGCUAGAGUUUUUUUUUUUUUGUAUUUUUUUUAGAAAAUGAAAUGCACCAAUUAAAAUUUGACACGUGGCAUACAACCUACUAAAUUCGGUCACCAACAGGUCAAAGUUCAUUAAAAGAAGAUGACGUACAAAGGUGGCUUUGCCUCGUAAAUAUCAAAAGGUGGGUUUGUUAUUUUCACUUUUUCAGUUCGGGCAAAGGUGAGAUUAUUUAUUUCCAUUUUUCAAAAAAAAAAGGGUCACUUUAGUACGAAAAAAUGUCACUUUUCGUAAGAUGUUCGAUGUACAAUAAAAUUAUUGUAAAACGAGGGCAUACAAAAGUUUUUGGAAUGUAAUUUAGGGAUAAAGGGAGUAUUGUAGUUUCAAGACACUAAACAUAAACUAAAAAACAAAAAUACAAAAAAAAUGAAAACGAUUCAGGCAUCUCCUUUGAUGCGCGCGCUGUCUCUUUCUUCUGGUAUUCGAUGGCUUCCAUCUUCAACAUUGUGCUCUACUUUUCAUCCUCCCAUACUAUGUCUCAGAAGAUUUACCCUACAAAAUCAUGGGAGAAAGGAAUAUACUUUGUUUUAACUAUUACCUUAUUCUUCAACAAUGGCUUUCAACACCCAUAUUUUGAGGGUUUCUAACCGAGAUGUUUGCUGUACCACCAAAUGGAUUCAUGACCGAGGAGAACUUAGUUGGAAAAAGACACUGUAUUCUUGUUGCUGGUUCAAAUCCCUUUCCAUUACCAGUACCAGUUUAUAGACCAAAUUUUGAUAACUGUGGAGAUCCGUCACCUUGUCAUGAUGCUGAGACGGUUGCUGGGUGGUUUGGAAAAUGCUCUGUUUCUCUCUCAGUCAUUUGUCCACGGAAGUUACCCAAAAUAAGGGCACUCUAUGAAGCGGGAAAACGCAACCCUUAUUCAGAAGACCCACCUGUUCGGAAUCAGCAUCAUAAUUACCUUGUUCUGAUAUCGGAGGAUUUUAAAGAGGCUCAAGAUGCUUUAAAUUUGACAAUGUUGGUAGUAAAACAGGAACCUUUAUCAAGUUCGCAUCCUGAGGCAGGGGCAUUUACUACUAAUCCAUCAGGAACUUCAAAUGUCAAGGACACUGAAGUGAAUUCCAGUUUAGCAACUGAAAUUGAAACCAAUGUCUCCUCUAUUGACCUUGUACAUACUUCAAGCAAUUUUCAAGGAAAUACUAAUAUUGAAAUGGGACAGAUGAACUCUAACAUGAAUCUAGUAAAUGCUCAACAUGAAGGCAGUUUGGGUAUGAAUUUGGAUACAACAAUGAGCCAUAGCUCAACAGAUCUAGCAUAUAGCUCUGAAUCCUCCGUGCUGGGAAUGCCUGCACCUAGCAUUCCUACGAUUCAUGGAUUUCCUGGUUAUUCAAUGGAUAAUUCCAAAUAUAAAAUGGCGUGGGAGGGAAAUUUGUUCUGUUUAAGAGAUGGGCAUGCUGUCUUUAUUACUAGAUUGAAGGCAUACAUUAAUUCGGGUCUUGCAGCGGCUGUUGUUGGUUGGCCGUACUCCAUAACAAUGACUCGGUUGAUUACACAGGCUCGCGUAAAUCAUGAGUACAAUGUUGGGAAAGCAGUUCUUCUGGCUUUCAAUGUGAUGGAACCACACGAUUUUAUCAGGAUGAUGCUUACUAAAAAGCUUUCUGCAGUUAUCAACCUUUCAACUCAGAUACUUGUACUAACUGUUUCUGAGCAACCAACACACAUCAUUGGAAUGCUUUUUCCCCUGGGUGUUGAUACCUCAAGUCCGUCACUAACUGCACCAAGAGCAGAGGCUGCUGCUCCUCCUCCUCAGAGACAGCGGGGCUAGCAGUCUUAUUAGAUCAGCUACUACACCCAAAAGUUUGAAUAAUGAACUCAUUUUUAUUCAUAUAUGAGAAUAAUAUUACCUAUAGGUGAACUUUUUUAAAAACUGUUUUUCUCUUCUAUGACUUGACAUAAAUUUACAUGAUUUCAUAUUAUGGCAUCAAUUAUAGACACUGGAUUUUGACAUUUUGUAGUCA